Molecule: messenger RNA, 11518 nt
Organism: Caenorhabditis auriculariae
Lineage: Eukaryota; Metazoa; Nematoda; Chromadorea; Rhabditida; Rhabditidae
Source: the annotation of a GenBank genome assembly
AUGUCGUUGCUGCUGUCGGGUUGGCCGGAGAACUCGGAGUCGAGGCAGCGGAUGCUGGAAAGUGCCUCCAGCAGUAACUUCACACAACAUUUCGUCUCACGAGAGGUUAUUUUUUAUUUUUAUUUUUGCAGAGUUCAUAGCAAAAAAAGUGUAAAAAAAUAAAAAGGAAUACACCCAUUCUCGAUCAGAAAAACUUCAGAGAGUUCAACUUUUUUUCGGAUAAUUUUAGCUCUAGCAAAAACGCUGGACCCUCUUAUCAGCCGGACAAUCAUUAAAAAUAGGAAAAAUUUAUUCAGUAUGAAAAGCCACAGUUAUGACCUCAUUGAAGGUAAUGAAGCCGCCAGAAAAAAGAACUUCGUAGAAAAUUUUCUCUCUCAAAAAUUUCGAAAACAACUUUUUGUACCAGUUUUGUUUUUUUGUCCUCAACUCGUUUGGCAUUCAUUGCACUUUUUAGAAGAAAAGCCAGAAAUCAAGUAGCUUUUUUGUGGAUUUUCUUUGUUCUAUUCAAUAAAAUGCGUCGUUUGAGAGUUUAAAAAAAGUAUUUCAUAGAUUCGUUUUGAAGCUUUCGAGAAUUGAAAAAUAACCAUACUCGAAAAGUGAAGAUUUUUUGAAGAUACUGUAGAAGGCAAGCGAUAAACUGAGUAUGUUCAUAACAUAUUCAUUUUAUUUGUCGAAGCUCUAGUAUUCAAUCUCGAAAAGCUGUGAGAAUAGGUUUGAACAACAAAUAAAUCAUUCGAAUUUGGUAUUAGAUACAAUUUUCGUGCUCUUAAAGAUUUUUUCAGUUUUGAAAAAUGAGUGUCUGAUUUUUUCAUCAUUCUUUGCAAUCACUAGAGGAAGAAUGAACGGCCUCGUGGGUUUUAUUAUUGACCUUCCUCCCCUCUAUUUAUGCUCGUUUUUUCCAGGUUCCACUGGCAGAAAAGCUGAAAACUCUGGCGAGAAGGUGUAAAAAUGGAAUAAUUCUGUUCCUCGUCCCUCUGAUCUUCGCCCCGUUGCUUUUCUCCGAUCGCAAGGUAUUCUUUCAUUUCUUUAGGAAAUUUUUGCAUUUCUUUGGUAAUUCGGGUGAAUUCUUUGAAUUUCAUCUAGAAUUCAAGCUUUGUUUUGAUGGUAGGAACAAUGAAAAGGUUUUUUUUCCUUUUUAUCAGUCUAACAUCUUUCUUAUAAUCAAUCCACUCAUUAAGUCUUAUAAUAUUCUUUCCGUCCUAAUUGACCAGACCUCAGUGAUGUGCGAUGUUUCAUCGGCUCAAAAGUUGCCGUUUUCCUUUCUUUUCUGUUUCUCUUGGUUUUCCGAUCUCAUUAAUCACUGCAGUCCAGAGGAACCUUUGAAAAUUUCUUCCGACCGCGCUUUCUUGCAACUUUUUUUAGAUCAUAUUUUCGAGUUUUGCGAGAUUGGAGAAUAAGAAGGAAGCAAAAAAGUCUCGCGAUAGAAAAUUUAAUUAUACAUUGAAAGGGUAAUAUCGGGUUUCUGAUGCUUGAGAUUAAUUUAACCAGUGCUCUGGAUCUCUGUGGGAAGAAGGAUAGAUCAGAAAAAACUUGAUCUGCUUCAUACAAGCGACUCGAAUUAGAUCCUAUGCGACUUCAGAGUGCAAUGAGAGCAUUUUUAUGACACGAAUAAGGAAUUCGAGCCGAGUUUGAUCUCUCUAGAGUCCGAUAGAGGUGAACGAACUUUCAUAUGUUACUUCCAGAAGUGUUUUUUCUCUAGUUUAUUUUUGAUCGUAAAAAAUUGUACAAAGGGUCAUUCUGUGUUUUUUUUUUCUCCGAACAUCUUGAAAUCGGAUUCUCAGGAUAUUCUCUAACUCACAAAAAAUAAAUACCGAAAUAGGUUCGUUUUAGAAAAAUACAUGCAGACAACGAUGCACGACUGUGCAAAUAUUUGACCGUAGUACAUUUUUUUGGGAUUUCGAGUGAAUGACCUGAAUUUUUGGUUUUUAAAGAUUGUUCAAUUUAAGAAGUUAAACUUUUUGUGGCAGAAAACAAUGAAGAAACUUUUUUUUGAGUUCGAAUUAUUUUAUUUUAUCAAAUGUCUGUUUUUUCGAAGCCCAGGUUGAGGUUCUUAUCCCGAUAAAAAUGCAUUUCAAGGGGUCGCUUGAAACUUUCGCCUCAUUCAAAGAUAUUUGAGAAUCUCAUUCGAACUUAUAUUAAUAAAAUAUUUAUAUACUUUGGACUUUAACCCUAAAAUCUUGGAAAAUCACAAAUCAGCGACCUUUCUUCUCGAACACUCUUCUAGAAGGCGGCCUCUUUUGAGAAAUUUGAGCCUCUCCAGUUGGCGUUUGGCCUGACGCCAACGUGAAGAGUUUCUUCGUGACAGCGGCUGAAAUUUCAGUUCUUAUCCCAUCUUCGCUUUUUUCUCCUUUCUGUCACGAGUUUUCAAGAAACAGAGAAAGUUAGAAGCAUUUUCAAAUGGUUUUUCUUUUGAAUGAAGCAGAAGAAAAAGGAGGAAGCGCUGACGUAGUGAGAUCAACUCGGGGCGUUCUUUCUCUGACCCUCUCUGGCCUCUCUUGCUCUCUAGCCGAUGGUGGGAACGCCAGAGCAAAAUGGUCGCGAAAUUAGAGUUGGUUUUUUCGGCUGCCUGGGGAACCGACCAAUACCUUUUAUGGCUCGGACUGGAAGAAAAGAAAUUUAUGCACUUUGAGACGGAAUUUUGGAUAGCGCAUGGAAAAUAAUCUUUUGAACUAUUUCCCUGUGAAAUAUUGAAAUACUAUCAAAUUUUCAAAACUUUACCAGUUGGAUACAUGCCAGAGUACUUCGGCAAAGGUUUAGUAUCACUUAACAUUUUCAUACUUCUGAGUUUACUCACAGCCAAAAUUACAAUAUCAACACAUUUUUCCAUUUUUUUAUCUUCUUGAAAACCUUUUGUGAAGAAAAAAGAAAACUACAGCGGAGGCAAAAAAUAUAAAUGAAAAAAAAAAUCUUCUCGGCUGUACGAAAUGGGGCAAGGAGAAAAAAAAGGAGGAAAUUUGGGUUUAAUGAAGUGAGAGCUUGCAUAUUGGGGUGUCCCUUUUUUGGGAGCCGCUGUACGAGUUGAGAAAAAAAUGUUUCUGAAAAAAGUAGGGAGUUCAUUUCAAUGCUGUUUCUGGGAUUGAAGUUAGAAAAAAGGUUCAAACUAAAAUUUAUGGAAAUAAAAGAAACAAUUGAACUUCUGCAAGUGUUCUUUUCUGGAUUUAAGAAACCGUUAAUCAGAGAUUUCAUUUCAUAUUUGGAAGUGUAAGAAAAAUUUUAUUGAUUUUUUUUUUCAGGAAGCGAAAUGCGGGUACUGCGUCUGUGUGAUCGCGAUCUAUUGGAUGUGCGAAGUCAUGCCGCUUGCUGGUUCAUUUUUUACUUAUUUAAAAAAAAUGAAGUCUUUUUUUCAAGUUCGAAGUUAUUAAGAAUAAGUUUAGGAGCUCAUUUUUUAGGCUCAGCUUCAUUCCUUUUUUCUUUCGAAAAGUUGAUUUUAAAUUUCAAGUUUUUUAAAGUUUUUUUUUGAAUGAUUCUUUUCUGAAAAUUUGAAAGUUUGAAAGUACUGUUAAAAAGGAAAGAACGUUUUUAAAGUUGAAAAUUUGCAGUAACCGCGAUGAUGCCGGUUGUAUUAUUCCCUCUGUGUGGUGUACUGGACACGCACAGAACUUCACAGGAAUACAUGAACGUAAGGGAAUCCUAUGGGAAUGGAACGGAAACUAAAUGAUUUCCAGGACACCAACUUCCUGUUCAUCGGCGGCCUCAUCAUGGCGGCGGCCGUGGAAAAGUGCGAGCUGCACGAACGAAUCGCCCUUUUUGUACUGCGCCAUGUUGGAAGUGAACCCAAGUGGUGCGUGUUGAACGAGGCAAAAAUGAUUAAGCCAAUGAAAAACGGCUGAAAUGAUUAGUGCGCUUCAUGGGCAUUCAAGACAAAUUACUGAUUGGAAGUCUUUUGGAAGAACAUUCUCAAAUAUUUUCUUUUCGCAUCAAUUUUCUUUCACUUAAUAUAGUUCUUGCUUAACUUCAUCCAGGUAUACAAUUUUUUUCAAUUGAAUGACAUAUAAAUCCAUUUUGGAAAAAUAAGUUACCAGUAACAUUGAUGAAAUCUCGCACAACUUGUAUAUUUAGUUGAAAAUAGCAGUAGAACAGUUUUUUAAGAAUUUCGUCUCACGAAGUUUGCCUAAGAAAAAAGAAAAUGGAACUCGAGUACUGUAGAAAUUCAAAAAAAAAUCUGUCUUUCUAUGAUCGAAAUGUCUGCUCUUCUCAUCCUCGAAUUCAAAUUUCGGCGCGCCGAACCGUUUUUUUUUUCUUUAGUUUCGCAAAGGUUUACAGCGAACACGUCUAGACGCCCGUUGUUUCAUUCCCAUUUUGCACGGCUCCUUUGUUUGGAGCGCCGUCUUUUCAAAUCGGACGUGUGCACUUUCUGGGAAAGUGGGAAUUUUACGAUUUCUGAUGAUAUUCUUGUAGGGAUCGCAGAGUAUUUGAGGGAUCGACAAAAUAAUCGAACAUUUGGAAAUUUUUUUGAACAAAUCAAUAGCUACGAUCAGCAUUAAGAUAUGAUGAACACAUUGACUUUUCAAGUUAACCAAAGAAAAAUUAUUUCCGAGACUUUUUUUAUCUCAUAAAAUUGGAUUUUUAAAAAAAUAGUAAAGAAAAUAUUGGAAUACUUGAGAAUUUCAAAGAUCAUUUUCUUAAUAGCUGUUGUUGCGUCUGAAAAAAAGAACCAUUCAAAUAUUUUCCGGAAUUUAGCAUAUUUUCUAAUUUAAGGAUGACUCGAUAUAGAACGAUUAUUUCAACUGUUGACCGAGUCUCUCGCUUACUUCAUUUGCCAUUUUGAGAAGAACGAUUGAAUCGGAAACAUUUGCAGGAUAAUGCUUGGAUUCAUGACGGUGACGGCUCUGCUCAGCAGCUUCAUCUCCAACACGGCGACCACCGCCAUGAUGGUCCCCAUCGGCCAAUCCGUCAUCCAGCAGUUGAUCACCUCCUUCCAGAACCAUCCGCAGAGCAGGUUUCACAUUUUCGACUCUCAAACUUGUUCAAUCAAUCAGUUACUCCACAUAGGCAACAUUACGGUUACGAUUAUUGACCAAACUAAUUUGACCAUAUUAGACCAUUUCAAUGUCUUCCUGGUAAAAAAAAAAGGUGAAAACAAAAAUGCCGUCCCGAUCAUAUUAGAAAAUUUCGCGAAGAUUCUAAUGAAUUAUGUUCAUAUGUAUGUCUUCCCAAAAAAAAGUAUGAUCUCUUAAAAUCAGCCAUUUUUGAUACCGGCGAGCGUUUGCGAAAAUGUUCUCAAAAACAUUUUUGUCGCUGAACAGUGUAUUUUCGUGUAUUUUCUUCACUCGAAGUGGUAGCUCUCUCAGUCGGCCGAGGCUACCCUAGAGUGUACACGGAGUCCGUGCCCGAGCCCCACCAUCACCGCCGUGCCCGUACAAGCGAAACUGAGGGAUCAACUUGUGGAAGAACGAGGCGAAGGACCGUAAGACCAUGCUUUCAAUUCAAUCGACUACACGUUUUGACUUCUUUUUCGCCAAAGGCGGUGUUAGUGCCGCUCAAAAGAGCAAUUUUUUCACCGCCUAGUCGAUACCAUCUGACUAAAACAACCAAUAAAUAUUGUAUUGUAAAAACAGUGUUUUUAUUCAAGUUCGCAUAUUUUUUUAGACAAAAAUUUUUAUAACAAUUUUCGCCAUAAUAUCAACCUACAGUAAUCGGAAAGCGCCCAACCUGUUCUGAACUCUUCUGGAUCAAGAGAUAAUCAAUUCUGAGAAGACACCAAACUGAUUACCGUACCCUAUGUUUUUCAGUGAGACGCACAGGGGAAGAAUGGGUUGCAAGAGAAUGGCUACAGGCCUUGUUUUGUCCAUUUGCUUCGCGGCGAAUAUCGGAGGAACUGGCACGUUGACUGGGACGCCGAGCAACUUGGUCUUGGUCGGGCAGGCCGCCAUGUUAGACCGCUUAUCCUUGAAAAAGAGAAAGAAGACAUUUCCAGGCUGUACGCGGACGGCGACAGCGGCAUCGCCUACACGAAUUGGAUGUUCUUCGCCUAUCCGCUGAUGCUCAUUUGCUUGUUCAUUUGCUGGAUCACCCUCGUCUUCUUCUUCUUGAAGUGAGUAGAGAGUGAUUCUGAAGAUUUCAGGAAAAGAAGGAAAACGAAGAGAAACUUCUUCUAGAGCACUUAAUGAACGUUUUAAAGAAAGCUUAACUUUCGUGUUUUUCCUCAAAGGAAGACCUCAAAAAUUCAUGAAUUUGUAACUUUUUUUGAAACAUUAAAUCAAUAAUUUUUUUUUUCAAUCCUAUUCGCAUGAGCAAUGCUUUCUGAGAACCGAAAGAGUUUUUUCUCACGAUUUCUCACAGUCAAAUUCAAAACAAGGCCUUGUGAAUAUGCGAUGCGGGAAAUCAAAAGUUUCUCAAAGGCGGCUUGAAAUUUCAAUAUCAGUCUCGAUAUUUCUUCAACACGAUGAUUACAGAGAUGCUCCGGCCAAGGAUGAACACGUGACGGCGAUGCUAAAAGAUCGCUAUGCCAGGUUGCCCCGAAUGAGGUUCAACUUCUUUCUGAGUUCCGUCAAUAAUCACCUUUUUCCAGCUACGCUGAGAAGUCGGUUCUCUGCUGCUUCGCCUUGCUGCUCUCGCUCUGGAUCUUCCGCAACCCGGGAAUGUUCGAAGGCUUCGGCGUCCUCUUCAGCAAAGGAUUCUACUCCGACUCGACAUCGGCGAUGAUCGUCUCCUUCUUACUGUUCAUCCUCCCCGCGGAAAAGCCUGACCUCCAGACCUAUCUGAAGAGUGAUGAACUGCGCAAUGUAGGGAUUGAAAAUCUGAAGCCGAAGUAGUACCGGGAAGUUGCAGAAGAAGUGUCUGAUGGACUGGGAUGCGAUGAAGUCGUCGUUCCCGUGGAACGUCGUCCUGCUCCUUGGCGGUGGAUUCGCUUUGGCUGCUGGUGAGGAGUUAGAUGAUAAUUAAUUGUCGAAGCUGUAAAUUUGAAAACUUGAAGACUUUCUUCACAUCGCUAACAUUUCUAGGAGGGAACUAAGAGCAAAAAGCGUAGCCUCUCGGAGAACCGCCCAAAAAUGUCUUUUUUUAUCAACUUCUAAAGAUUCUUUCUCUGCAGGUGUGAAAGAAUCGGGGCUGUCGGACCUGAUAGGCCACCAACUGACGGCGAUCGAGCACCUGCCGAUCUGGGCGCUGCAGCUGCUGAUCAUGGUGAUCGCGAUGGCCAUCACCAACAUCUGCAGCAACACGGUCACCGCCUCCAUCUUCCUGCCCAUCGUGGCGACGUUGGCCCAACAGGCCGGCCAUCAUCCGCUCACCCUCAUGAUGCCCGUCACCCUCGCCGCCUCCUUCGCCUUCAUUCUCCCGGUUGGCACUCCGCCAAACGCCAUCGUCUUCGGCAGCGGCCUCGUCAAAGUCACCGAUAUGGUGCGUUUUUAGGCCGAGUUUUCCGUUUAAUAGGAGUGAGCAGCAGGUCUUGGUAAUGGCUAAAGAAAACCAAAGUUAUUUUGCUUUUUGGAUUUUAGGUAAAGUUUGUUAAUGAUUCUUCAUUUUGCAAUUUCAUCUAGUUAGGAACGUGAAGGCAGGAAUUGAAAUUGAACUAUAUUUUGUUAUUUUUGGCGAGUCUGCUUCUUUCGACCUGAAACUUUACUUUUCGCAUAGGAAGCUUGAAUAACUUAAUAGAUCCAUUUUUCAGGUGGUGGUUGGGUUGAUCGUGUCGAUGGAGAUGCUCUUCACGACGAUCAUCUACAUCAACAUGUUUGGCCAGCAGUUGCUCCCCAUGGAUAAGAUACCCAACCAAAACCUAACCAUCACCACCACCCUGAGGCCGUAAGAGCCAUAAGGCCUUAGGCAACUCAGAAAAACUCACGAUCAGCUGUGCCAUUUGCCAACCACAUUCGAUGUUUUCCUCGAAAGCCUGUCUGUAAAUUCCGUGUCUCAUAGAGAACUGUUCUGAUGAGGAAAACUUUAAAUAUUUCUAGCUGUUAGUCUCACUUUUGAUCGUCAUCUUUGAGGGUUAGGCUUGGAAAUUUUCAAUUUUCGAAUAAUAUCGCGAAGAUUUUACAUUAAAAUUUUGAGUUUCAAGCUCAAUCCGCACAUCUUUGUUUCCAAUUUUUUCAUUUCCAUCAUAAAUCUGACUAGUAUCAUUUUCUUGCUUUUUUUCUUUGCUUCAUUUGGUUCAAAACAUUGCGGUUCGACGACGUUAUGGGCAAAGAAAACGAUUCAUAUUGACAAUAAUCGAUAGGACUUUUUUUUUCGACAAAAGUUACGAGUGCGGUUUUUGUUGUUUCAGUUGGCUUCCACUUGUAUUUCGUUUCUUUGAUGGAAAGUGCUUUAUAUUUUUUGCCUCCCUCACUUUGCGCGUUUUCUUUUUUGGGUAGAAAACGCUUUUAAUCCGCUCUCCACCUGUUUUUGUUGGGCCAAAUUGGUCUCUCUUUAUUCCACUCCUCUUUAUUCUGAUCUUUUGUUAAAUUUUCAUCUGUGGCUUUACCUUUUUCAUCGAUUGCUUUAAGUUGCUUUAGAUUUGAUUUUAGUUGCACUAUUUGAAGGAGCAUUGGCUGAAAAAGAAACCGACGAAAAGGCCACAUUUUCGCAUAAUAAAGGCGCAACGUGUGAAAGAAACUCUCUGAAGUUUCCAAAGGUUUCUGCUCCUUCAAGUUGAACAUGAAAACCCGUUAACCUUCUUCCCUUAUUAGCACUGAAUUGAUAAUGUACGUGUUGUUUUUUUACGUCUUGGUCGCCACGUGUCUCUCAACACGUUUUCAGUUGUUUCGAUUCAUUUUUCUCGUCUUCCCGGUUCAUUUUUCGAAUAAAGCCAUUUCACUUGAAGUCUUCCUUUGCGUUUAGCUGUUGCUUCUGUGUUGCGACGAUGGAUGACCGAUCUACUUCCACCUGUGACGAUUUUGAAAAUGUAUACUUUCAUUUUUUUUUUUUCUAUUAGUUCUUUUUGACAUUAUAUGAGUCUUCCGGAAGUCAAAGGAAACUUGGUCUUUACUAUAAAGAAUCUACCGAAUCUAUUUCUCAACUUUUUCAAAACUAAAAUAUCAGAAAUGUAGCAAAAAUGAAAAAAACAUAGUUGAAAUAAAUCUUUAUGAUGGGACGAAUGACGAAUGGAUAACGACACUUUUUAAUGAACAUUUAUUCUUUUUAUUCGAUUUUUAAAAGCUUUCAGAAGCUAUGUGGCAGUUUCAAUAAAGAAAACAAGUAAGGUCUUCAUUUUUUUUUUACUAAGAAGUUCAAAAGCGCUUUUUAAAGCUUUUUUUUCAAGUCAUCAAUUUUGAGAAAAAAAUUCCAGCGAAUUUUCCAUGAGGUGGAUUCUGCGACGGUGGAUGUCGAGGACUGGAAUGCGACCAAUUUGAACGCGGCCAUCGGUAUGCUUGAUAAGGUAGUUCCCGGAUUUAGAUGUUUCAUUAGUUUUGAUUCGAUUAGUAAGUUCUAAUCCGUUAGUCUCACACGGGAGAUCAUUUUUCCUUGCGGUUUGGAAAUUUGCUGAAAAUUCGCUCACCCACACUCUGAAGACUUAGAGGAAGAUCUUUAAUUGUCCCUACCUGCGCAAAAAUGUGGUUUUUUGAGAUAUUAUUACUUUUUAAAUUUGCGUUUAACAUAUCUCAUGGAGGUUGAUUUACUUUGUGGCUUGGAAUUUUUCAGAAGUCAGCUCAAACAAACUGGCAAGUUUGAGAUGAUUAUUUUUCAAUUUCUGGAAGUUAGAUUUAAAACCCAUAAAUCGCAAGUUUUAAAAAUCAUAUCUUAAAAACUAGAAGUUUGCGCAAGUAGCCACUAUGUGAGGGAUCUUCACUUUAACCUUCAGAGAGUUUUGAAAAAAAGUUCAGCAAGAUUUCGCUUGUUUUUAACUUGGCGAUGGGCCGCCCUAAGUCUUCAAAUCGUUCGAGAAGCCCUAUUCAUCAUCUGUAAAAGCUGAAAAGCUACAAAGAAACGUCUUUAGUUUUGAAUCCUGAACUGUUCAAUUCAGCUGAACCUGUCUUCCCAACCUUCGGACGUCCAAGUUGGCGGAUUGAGGCGUCGAAGCGAGUUGCUCUACGGGUUGAGCAACUACGAAGAAAAUAGGACCAAGAGAAUCGAACAUUUGGAAAAUGGUAAUGAAUGAAAAAGAACUUCUGAAUUUAGUUUUCCGAACUGUUUCAGCACGAAAAGCUGCCGAAGAGGGAAAUCAAAUCGAGCCGAAUAAUUUCGAGAUUCUCAAGGUGAAUAUUUGACCUUCCUAGAUCUCUAAGAUUCUACAGAGUUAUCUUCUAUUCUAAAAAGUUUCUAAUAUUAUUUUUACGAAAUUUUUAUUCUUCGUCUCAUUUAAAGAGUGCUGAAUUCGAAAAACCGAGACUGUAAUUUGUUCUGUUUUAAAUUCGUUUUCACUGAUGUUUUUUUCUUUUUUUGAACUGAUACGUUUGUGGAAACUAAUUAAAGUUUAACAUUAACGAGAUGAUUAAAAAAAUCAUUGAAAAAUUGAAACUUGUGUUUAUACAUUUCUCAUAAUUUCAGCUACUUUGUUCAACUACGGGAAGACUUGCCGAGGAAAGUGGCCUAACUAAAAAAGUUCAAUACGGAUUCAUGUUUAAGGUAAACUUUGAUUGGGUUGAAAACUAAUCACUAGAAGUUCCACAUAAUCUUUGUUGUUUGUUCUCUUAACAUGAACAAAACUUCUCGGUUUCAAAGUUUUUUGUUUCAGACUUACUUGGACAAGGCUCUCGCCGUAGAUUCCAACAACUUUGAAUUGUUACACAUGCGUGGACGAUUUUGUUAUCAGGUUGGUCAAGCUUUAAUGAAAGUAUUAUAGUCUGCGCCAGCCUCUCACAACUUUUCCUCUGAACUACAAGACUCUUGAGCGCUGCCUGUUUUUGUGCACGCGCCUUUAAUAUAAGAAGAAUUCUUAGGCUAAAUAAAAGGCGCAUGCUCAUAGACAGACCAAAGGGAAGAGUUCUGUAGCUCGGAAGAAACCAAAAAUCGUGACAGGCUGAAGCGGAACGGCUAUGUCAAAAAAAAUUAUGACACUUUUCGAGAGCACUUUAGUAGAAUUUGUGAACUAGAGAAAAAAGAAAAAUAGAAGUGAAAGGGAAAAAUGGAACAAGAACGUUUUUUGAGGUGGCCAACCUUUCGAUGAUCGAACGGAUGGCGGCAAAAGUGAUUGGUCAAGUGCCGAACGUCUCGUUUCAAGACGCCCUCGAUGACCUUCUCAAGGUUUUUUUUUCCAAAAGCAUUUUACUCGAAGAUCAAGAAUCUUUCAGGCCGAAACGAUUUGCGAUGGCGUCGCCGAAAAUCAGCUAUACAUUGGCAAGGCUUAUCUAGCCAUGGACAAGAUCAAGGAGGCCAGGAAAUGGCUCGAGACGGUUGGUUUACCAUUUCCGACCUUUCAACUUUUACUUUUCUCAACCUUCAAAAGUUUUUCUAUAUAGGUAGAUUGUAUUGACUAUUUCUAAAAAUGCAAAUCACAAACUCACUCCAAAGUACCAUUUCAAACAUUUUGCCAUCUUUCGAAGCUCUAGAAAAAGCUGUUUUCUAGGCAGCCGCCGCCGAAUACGACGACGCAGAAGCCGUCGAGAAGGAGCACGUCGACGAGGCGAAACAGAUUCUGGAGACGAAGCCUUUCCGAUGA